Messenger RNA from Girardinichthys multiradiatus, 3490 nucleotides. RefSeq names its product KISS1 receptor a (gene kiss1ra). Bases 766 to 1893 code for a protein of 375 amino acids. The record is from RefSeq and is a predicted model, not a curated record. Gene Ontology annotation, molecular function: G protein-coupled peptide receptor activity. Gene Ontology annotation, cellular component: membrane. The transcript is spliced from 5 exons. Gene Ontology annotation, biological process: neuropeptide signaling pathway. Lineage: Eukaryota; Metazoa; Chordata; Actinopteri; Cyprinodontiformes; Goodeidae.
CAACCAGAAAAAAGUCAACUAAGCUCUGCUGGGAGGAUGAACAACAAAUGAUGAUGCUUGAGGUUAUUUCCUUUUUUAAACAAAAGCUUUUUGUAGGCACAGUUUUGUCAGGACCGAAGAGCAAACAUUAACUCCUACACAGAUCUGCAUUUUUUACGUCUUUGAUUCAUGAAGUUGCUCUUUUUCCUUUUUUUGACACUAUGCCAAAGUGCUGAAUGUAAAAUAUCCUGAUCUCCCUGGAUGGAAGAAAUGGAACAAGGAGAUGUUUAAAUGAGCUGUGGACUCUUUGUCUCGUGAGAAAGCUUAGAGAAGACAUCUGUAUGCCUCUCUGCACACUGUUUCCUAUUUGGUGGCUGGCUUAUUUCACAAGACAGUAACAAAGCAUGCUUUAAAUCGGGCAUUGGUGAUAUAACGACUUCAGCGGGUUCUGAAAAUGCUCCUUUUUCUUGUGAACUCUCAAUGCAGACGUCAAUUGUCUCGCUAUGAGAAAUAAGUAUUUUCUUUGAAACUUAGGAGUCAUUUUGCAAAUCUUUGAUUGGCUUUUCUCUUGCAUCCCUCAUUUUUUCUGCAUUCUCAACCCCCACAAUCACAGUUUCAAACCUUCUUGGUGAAUGUUUUGGUUUUUUUUCUCCUGUUCUUUGCCCCAGGGCAAACUGGACUGAGAGCAAGUGUAUUGCAGUUUCCUCACUCGGUCCUAAUCAACAACCUGCUCUCCUCGGUAUUUCUCCCACCUUUCCUCGCUGCGGUACCCAUCAUUCUAACACAAUGUUCGAGGAGCUGUGGAACUCCACGGAUCAGGUCGGGCUCAAUGGAUCAGAAGCAAACUUAUCUCUCGGAAGACGUUCGUUUGACAUAGAAGAGGAGGGAAACCAGCAUCCGUUUCUCACAGAUGCCUGGCUGGUACCGCUGUUCUUCUCUCUCAUCAUGUUGGUCGGACUGGUGGGCAACUCUCUCGUUAUCUAUGUCAUUUCCAAGCACAGGCAGAUGCGAACAGCCACCAACUUCUACAUAGCAAACUUGGCUGCCACCGAUAUAAUCUUUUUAGUGUGCUGCGUCCCCUUUACUGCUACUCUCUACCCCCUCCCUGGAUGGAUCUUCGGCAACUUCAUGUGCAAAUUUGUUGCAUUUCUGCAGCAGGUAACAGUACAAGCUACAUGUAUCACCCUGACUGCCAUGAGUGGAGACCGCUGUUACAUCACAGUCUACCCUCUCAAAUCUCUCCGUCACCGCACCCCAAAAGUAGCCAUGGUAGUUAGCGUUUGCAUUUGGAUUGGCUCCUUCAUCCUGUCCACCCCAAUUUUAAUGUACCAGCGGAUAGAGGAUGGCUACUGGUACGGUCCGAGACAAUACUGCAUGGAGAGAUUUCCCUCUAAGACGCAUGAGAGAGCAUUUAUCCUCUACCAGUUUAUUGCCGCCUACCUACUGCCAGUGUUCACAAUCUCUUUCUGCUACUCAAUGAUGGUGAAGAGAGUAGGUCAACCCACUGUAGAGCCUGUUGACAACAAUUACCAGGUCAACCUCCUGUCUGAGAGAACAAUCAGCAUCAGAAGCAAAGUAUCCAAGAUGGUGGUGGUGAUCGUCCUCCUCUUUGCCAUUUGUUGGGGUCCCAUCCAGAUCUUCGUGCUUUUCCAAUCUUUCUAUCCAAACUACCAACCCGAUUACACAAUGUACAAGAUCAAGACCUGGGCCAACUGCAUGUCUUAUGCCAACUCCUCCGUCAACCCCAUUGUUUAUGGCUUUAUGGGAGCCAGCUUUCAAAAGUCCUUUAGGAAAACCUUCCCAUUCCUGUUCAAACACAAGGUCAGAGAUAGUAGCAUGGCUUCAAGGACUGCCAAUGCUGAGAUCAAGUUUAUUGCUGCAGAUGAAGGCAACAAUAAUAAUGGUGUGAACUGAUUCUGACAAUUUAAAGACAAAGGGUGAGAUUAUUGUUUCCAGAGGAACGCAGCAACGGAUGUCAGCUAGAAAAUAAUUUUUUGGUGAACAACUGUUUAAUCUUAAAGGGCAACACUGUGCUUGGCGUUCAUAUUCACAUUGUAUUCAUUUUUAUGUUUAAGCAAUUGAAAACAAACACUUAAUUGAAACUAAAAGGUUUAGACACACUUUCUCAUUUAACGGUUUUCCUUGAGUAUUUACAUUGUACAUAGAUUCUCAUUGAAGGCAUUCAAACUGUGAAUGAACACAUAUGAACUCAUGUAGCAAACAAAAUAUUGUAAAAGAACUUUAAAUAUGUUUUAUAAUUUAGAUUCCUUAAAGUAGCUGCCUUUUGUUGUGAUGAAAAUAUUAACCUUGGGUCAUCUCUCAAUGGAUGUCUGGGACGUUUGUUUAAGACUCUUUGAAAAACCAUUUUAGGUGACUACCUCAUGAAGCUCAGGGAGAGAAUACUAAGAGGUCAAAGCAGUAAUCAGAGCAAAGGGUGGCUUUUUUUGAAAGAUCUAAAAUCUAAAAUUGUUUAGAUUUAUUUCACACUUUCUGUUUACUAUAUAAUUCCAUGUGUGCCCAUUCUGAGUUUUGUUGCCGUGGGUGAGAAUCUACAACGUAAGCAAUCUUGAAAAUAAUGAGACCCAUUAAUGUGAGAAAGUGUAUCUAAAGCUUUUGGCCGGUAGAGUACAUCCAAGGAUUAGAUUUAAAUGUAUUGCUUUUGCCUGAAUUGAGUUAAUGUGUGGGUGUUUGAUGAAGCAGAACUUUUAUGGGGUUUUUCAUAAGCAUAUGCUCUACGCUGACUAGGUUGACGAGCCGGAUCUCAAAAGCUUUUAUGCAGGCUAGCGUAAUGGUUUAGUUUUAAACCAGGUGCUAAUGGAAUUUGAUGAAGUGAGUUGCAGGGGGAAGCUAUGAUAGGAACCUAGAUAGUAGCUACAUGAAAUUGUGACUACUAUAACAGUGAAAGUAUCACAAAGGAAAGGUAUUCAGUUACUUUCAGCAAAAUCAGAAAUGAACCUCACUGAUUAAACUGAUUGUUAGAAUUUUUACAGACAAAAUUUGUAUAAAACAUUUUAUUUGGGUAUAUUGUAAUCAUACUUCCAGGUAUAAAACACUUUUUACCUUGCUGCUUGGCAAGAAAGUGUUUGUGUUUACAUGAAACUUUUUAUGACUUAGCUUUUUCUUCUUUUAAAAUUACCUCACUUACAAGGUGGUUUACUUUUCAUAUUCACACAUAGCCAUUUUAUGUCAUGGAGUUUUUUUCAUGACAACCUAUAAAAUGAAAACCUUUGAGGAGCUUACAUUAGUUAGUUAUUAACUAUUAAAACCAUCCAUGUAAUAUACCUUUACAGUGCUGACAUAUUGUGCAGCUUUUGUUAUAACAAAACUGUUUCUUCUGCUUUAAAACGUUGUAUUAUUCAUCUGCAAUCUGACUGUAGCUUUCUAUGUAUGAAACAGUAAUGUUAUAUUGAAGUUGUUAUAUUUCUGAAUUUCCAACUUGUAAUAGCAUUUACACAAACCUCAGUGUCUAUGUCAUUGUCUGAACUGGUAUCAUUAAAACAAUCUAAAUGUG